Molecule: messenger RNA, 2366 nt
Organism: Apus apus (common swift)
Lineage: Eukaryota; Metazoa; Chordata; Aves; Apodiformes; Apodidae
Product: ketosamine-3-kinase-like
Exons: 6
Coding region: 16-945 (309 amino acids)
Source: RefSeq, a predicted model, not a curated record
CCGGCCCGGCCCGGCAUGGAGAGCGCGCUGCGGCGGGAGCUGCGCACCGCGCGGCUGCGGCCGGCCGGGCACGCGGGGGGCGGCUGCAUCAGCCAGGGCCAGAGCUAUGACACGGACCGCGGGCGGGUGUACGUGAAGAGCAACUCCAAGGCGGAGGCUAGAAGAAUGUUUGAGGGAGAAAUGGCAAGUUUGGAAGCCCUCUUGAAAACACAGACCAUAAAAGUGCCUAAACCCAUCAAAGUUAUAGACGUGCCUGGGGCCAGUACUCUGUUUGUGAUGGAACAUUUGGAAAUGAGAGGCUUGAACAGACAUUCAGGAAAGCUUGGAACACAACUGGCUGAUCUCCAUCUUCAUAACCACCAACUUGGAGAGAAGCUGAAGAAAGAAGAGAACACAGUUGGUAAAGGGCAAGGGCAAAUGGAAGUCCAGUUUGUGGAUCAGUUUGGCUUUCAUACAGUUACCUGCUGUGGCUAUCUUCCACAGGUGAAUGACUGGCAGAAUGACUGGGUGACUUUCUUUGCCAAGCAGAGAAUCCAGCCUCAGAUGGACAUGAUUGAAAAGAAUUCAGGAGACAGGGAAGCAAGAGAACUUUGGGCACAACUUCAGCUGAAGAUACCCAGUUUGUUCUGUGGCAUAGAAAUUGUUCCUGCUCUCCUGCAUGGAGAUCUCUGGGGAGGAAAUGUAGCUGAGGAUGAUUCUGGUCCCAUUAUCUUCGAUCCGGCUUCAUUCUAUGGCCAUUCAGAGUAUGAGCUUGCAAUUGCUGGGAUGUUUGGUGGCUUCAGCAAUUCUUUUUACUCUGCUUACCACAGUAAAAUUCCCAAAGCUGCAGGGUUUGAGGAACGCCUAAAGCUUUAUCAGCUUUUUCACUACAUGAACCACUGGAACCAUUUUGGUGCGGGGUACAGAGGGUCUUCUAUAAACAUUAUGAGAAACCUUAUCAAAUGACUUUUGCUUAAUCAGCAUAUUUUCUAUGUUGCUUGGAAAACCCCUAUGUGGUGGUGCAACUACAGGAGUAGUCAUGUUAAAAAAUAGCUCCUAGACCCCUGACUUUGUUGCACAGCUAAAUACCUAGGAUCAGUGAGUCCUGCUGAAUACCAAGUGUAGCACAGUCAUCCCUUCUUAGGGUAAUAGGGAAUAACUUUAUGAAGGAAAUGUCUAAGGAAGGAGUUUAUUCAGUUGGACAAACCAUCUUUUGAUGUCAUGAAGGCAUUGUAUGCUUGAGACUAGGCAAAUUAAUACAGAUCAAACACUGAAGUGUAAAUUCUUAGGAAGAAGUUCUUCCUUAGGGACCAGGUGUCCUUCAGAGUAGAAAAAUACCAAAGUUUGCAUGUGCACCUCAUGGAAGAUAGAGAAGCGGCUUUUCUCAGUUACUGAGGAGAUAGCUAAAAGAAAGCUCAUUCCUUUUUGCUGCCUCCCCUGCCACUACUUUCUGAUAGAUUGCUGAAACUUUUUGAGCUCUUCAUGUCCAGUUACGUGCAUGAAAACAAUGUUAACAAAAUAUUUUGAAACUCAACAAGAAAAUUACGUAAUGGGAACUGUAAAAAAUUAUUUGGGCUUGCUGUUGUGAUUCUAUUGGAUUGACACUGCUUCCUGUUCUGCUACAAAGCUGUGUGAAAAUGCUUUUGAUUUGUUCUGGCAUGUGCAUUUUGGUGCCUCAGAGCAUUUGUGUAGGCUGUUCUGUGAGUGCUGAUCAGUGGGCUCUUAACUAGAGCAAUUCUUUUUUCUACCAGAACUAACUGUCUCUUCUGUUUUGGAUUAUGCUUUUGUCCAGUACAGUAGUGUGCAUUCUUAAAAGAUCUUUUCAGGUAAGACACUUACUUUAUAUGUCCACAUGCUGUGACGAUGCACUCUCUCACCAAUACAAACAGAAGAUGUACUUUUUGACUGUUGUCAUUGCCCACAGAAUAAUGCUAUCUGGUCGUGGUACAGGCUUCACAUGGAUUCUCUGUAGUUUAGCCUACAGGUGCCAUCAGCUCACGUUUUCCUUCAGUUCCCAUUAAAUGCAAUUUGUAACUCUUGGCAUAAAGAGACAUGAAACCAAAAGAAGCUAAAGUGUAACUGGUAAUGAUACUUGAGUGCAAGCAUACCAGGUAGGUGAGGGAUGCAUGAUUCCUAACACGCAUUUUGAGCAUUUGAGAAUGACUUUCAAUAGUUAAAAAAGGUUUGUAGUGGAUGUUGGCAGAUUACUGAGGGGUUUUUUGCUGCUAGUUUUGCAGUUUAUAAGAAUUGGAAGUAAGAGACUAUCACUUGAUAAAACUGUCUCUCCUCACUGGCUGCUUACUGCUACAAAAAAGUUUUAAAGCCUUGCUUGGUAGAAUAGCUUUUACUUUUUACCCUGUUACUUAAAUAAAAAGUUUCCCAGGUGA